Salarias fasciatus (jewelled blenny) is the source of this 3929-nucleotide messenger RNA. It is a transcript of the gene gatad2ab, whose product is annotated as GATA zinc finger domain containing 2Ab. The record is from RefSeq and is a predicted model, not a curated record. The coding region runs from base 163 to 2091 and encodes 642 amino acids. NCBI's taxonomy places the organism in Eukaryota, Metazoa, Chordata, Actinopteri, Blenniiformes, Blenniidae. Gene Ontology annotation, cellular component: NuRD complex. The transcript is spliced from 11 exons. Gene Ontology annotation, molecular function: sequence-specific DNA binding; zinc ion binding. Gene Ontology annotation, biological process: negative regulation of transcription by RNA polymerase II.
UGUGGUGGCUCAUUACAUUAUCUGGCAGCCGGAGUGGCAGCGGACAGAAGAGAGGGGAUCCCCGGGAUUUUUACACCGAAGCCAGCGAGAUACUUACAUCUAACGACUGAACAUCGCGGGGGGACUCCACCAAGCUCCUCCUGAACCCUGGUGAGAGCAGCCAUGUCAGAGGAGGCAGUGCGUCAAACGCGCAGCCAGAAGCGGGCUCUGGAGAGGGAUCACACAACCAUUCCUGGUACCCUCGGGGAUACAGACAGUAAAAGGGUUAAACUGGAGAAGAGUGAUGUAGCUGGGAGCCCACUGGCCCUGGUGGCACAUGGAGGCGAUGGCAUCAAGCUGAAGAGUGAGCAGGCUGCUAAGGUCGCAGCCAGUAUCCUCAAGACAGGGGAAGUCAAGGCCACCAUCAAGGUUGAGGUGCAGACUGGAGAUGAGCCUGUUGACAUGAGCACAUCCAAAAGUGACAUCAAGAAAGAGCGGCAGCCUCCGUCACCAGAUGAUGUGAUCGUGUUAUCAGACAAUGAGCCAUCCAGUCCUCUCAUGAAUGGCCACUGCUUCACAAAGACUGACACCGAUAAACUUAUGAAGAGUUCACCUGAGGAACGAGAGCGCGUCAUCAAACAGCUGAAGGAAGAGCUGAGACUGCAGGAGGCUAAACUGGUGCUGCUUAAAAAGCUACGACAGAGUCAGAUCCAGAAGGAGAGCAGUGUGCAGAAGGCGACUGGCUCUGUGGCUACUCCUCCUCCUCUGGUGAGAGGUAGCAUGACAUCAAGUAAAGGACCCCUUCAGGGGACUGGUCGCAGCUCAGGCACAGUGAUCCCCCCUCCCUUGGUGCGGGGCGGACAACACAUCCCAUCCAAACACAACUCUCAGACUGUCAUGCCUCCCUUGGUCAGAGGAGCCCAGCCUAUUGCUGUGACUCCCCAGCAGAUAGCCAGUCUACGUCAGCAGCAGCAGCAGCAUAGUGGUUCAGGGCCCCCUCCACUCCUUCUGGCUCCCCGGGCCUCUGUGCCCAAUGUCCAGGUCCAGGGCCAGAGGAUCAUUCAGCAGGGACUCAUUCGGGUGGCUAACGUGGCAAACAGUAACGUCAUGGUCAACAUCCCUCAGGCUUCUCCAACUGGCCUGAAAGGCUCUUCAGUGUCACCCAACUCCAGCAUCAAUGACUCCCCGGCCAGCCGACAGGCGGCUGCUAAACUUGCACUGCGCAAACAGCUGGAGAAGACGCUUCUGGAGAUCCCUCCACCCAAACCUCCUGCUCCUGAGUUCAACUUCCUUCCCUCUGCAGCAAACAAUGAGUUCAUUUACUUGUUGGGUUUGGAAGAAGUGGUGCAGAAACUCCUGGAGAUGCAUGGCAGAGGUAAUCUUGGCCCAGCUGCUGCGAUGGCCAACAUUACUCCCAAAGAGCCAUACACCUGUGCCCAGUGCAAGACGGACUUCACCUCCCGCUGGAGAAAGGAGAAGGUCGGGACCAUCCUGUGUGACCAGUGCAUGUCGUCCAAUCAGAAAAAGGCCCUGAAGGCUGAACACACCAGUCGGCUGAAGGCAGCCUUUGUCAAGGCACUCCAACAGGAGCAGGAGAUUGAGCAGCGUAUUCUUCAGCAGGCUGCCUCCUCUGUCUCUAAAAGCUCCUCGUCCUCUCCCUCACUGUCCAAAAGUGACAUACUGGUGUCCCAUCAGUACAAGCAGGUCAGGGCUGCCAUGCAGCACAGAUCUGUGGGCCAUCACUCCAUUAAGCAGAGUCAGCUGUCACACAGCCUCCAGUCUGUAGGGGCUCACAGCAUGGCCCACUCCUUCACCUCCUCCCAGCUGCAGAACGCAGUCACAGCAGCGGCAUUGGGUGGUAGGCCAGAUAAGCAUGUGGCAGCACGGACGUUGCACCAGGGGGCAAAGGUCAGUGCCAGCGGCAGCAGUAACCAGAGCAACGUGGCAGCCUGGAGGAAGCAGAGUGGUGGCAACGCAGGCGUCACCAUGGCCUAUGUGAACCCCAGCUUGUCUGCUCAUAAGAGCAGCUCUGCUGUGGAGCGUCAGCGAGAAUACCUGCUGGACAUGAUACCCUCUCGUUCCAUCUCCCAAGCAGCAAACACAUGGAAAUAAUACAAUCUCACUCCCUACUGACACCAUUACUAUUAUCCUCCUAAUAUCAAUAACAGCCAUGCUCAUUAUUGUUCUAAUCCUUUCUAUGGACUCAUGUUGAAAUGGAAAAGAGGAGAUUCAAACCUCUUCUCUUGUUGGAUGAACAUGUUCUUACAUCUCUUUCCCAUCUUCUACUACUACCUUCUUUCUUAUCUGGAUCUUUCCCAAACCGCAGCUGUGCUGACACAGCUUUCGGGAUGCAAGAAUUGAAUUUUGGGUAACUUUUGGGAGGGAAGGGGUCGACACAGGUGUGUACAAUUUUGCAAACAUUUCCAGUGAUGUCGCCUCUUCCUUCCGGUAUACUGAUAGGAGUAUCCCAGUUGCAACAGGAUGAAGCUGCGACAAAGUCCCUUAGCUCUUCCCUGCCUCUGGAUAAGGAGAGGCAAAGUAAUAAUCAUUAUUAUAUAUGAUAAGAUGUUCGCCUUAUGUCCUGACCCUCUCCAGUCUGAUUCAUGGGCCGAAUUUAACCGAAGACCUUGUGACAGGGAUUGUUGUCAAGCUUUGAGGACCAUCCACAAAUUAACUGCUUCAGCUUUGCAAAAAUUAUUAAAAUGGAAAAAAAAGAACUGUUAAAAAAGGAAAAGUUAAAAAAAAAAAAAGAAAAGAAAAAAAGAUCUCUAUCUGCACACAGACUGCCUCUUCUCUCUAACCCACAGUGUGUUCAGUAGAGAAGUUGAUGUGUGUUGGAUUAUUUUGUAUGGCUGAAUGUUAGGAUUUUUGUUUUUUCUUCUGUAAGUCAUAUACUGUGUUUGGAAUAUUGUGCUCCCUGAUACUUUGGAAGUGGCCUCUUAUGAAGGUCUGAAUUUACAGGCUAAUGUUACUGUUGAGGUGGUUUUACAUCUGCUGGGUUCCAUGUUGUGGCCUAAUAUUAAAUCCUUUUUUUUCUAAGAUAAACUAGAAACUAUUCUUAUUGAAUAUUGUAAAAUAAGCCUUCCAAAGAAAUAGUGGAGCCCAAAUGGAAUCCCUUCUGCUAGAAGGUUUCUAGUUUAUUUGAACCCUCUCUGGAUAUAAACAUGUAUUCAUGCUAAACCGAGGGGGUGUAAGGAAUGUCAUAUUUUUGACAUUGUUUUGCUUUUAGUCAUAGGUUGUGGUGCAUUAUUAUUUUUCUUCUAUAGGCAAACUGUCUAAAUUUAUUUAUAGGGUCAUGUUAGUAAGGACAUAUUCUUAUGCCCUAAGUUUGAAUGGAUCUCCACUUUACAAUUGUUUUCUCUUGUGUGUCAAGUGGCUCCCACGCACCCCACGAUUGGUCCUGAGAGAAGAAGCUGGACAGCUUUCAGAAUGUAGUUAUGCAAAAACCCCUAUAGCAACAAAAAAAAAAAACUGAACUUCUUAGUCUUUAACAUUAAGGUGUGUAUGAUUACUGUCAGGUCAUUGAAUUGAACUAACUCUGCCUUUCACAAGAGCUAUAGUGCAUUUUGAUCAGGUCGCAGCAGCACAGGAUAAGCUAGUAAAGUAUGUUCCCACCUCCAGCUGGGCAAGUCCAGUUUGUUCAUCGACUUCAGUUAUUUAACAACCAGCUCUUUCAUUUCAGUCAUUGAGGUUUUACUGUUAUGCCAGCUUGUCCACUCAUUUAUGUAUCUUGUAGAAAAUGUUGAAUUCAAAACAAAAACAAAUUCAUGAUGGAUGCCACUGACAAGAAAUUGACCAACCCAGCAGUUUGAUUUUUGAAGUAUUGUUUCUGUCUCUUGAAGUUCUUGAUAUUCAUUGAGAAUAUAUUGUUCAUUAUUUGUCAUUACUGAUUAUAGAGUUGGCUUCUUUGUUCUUGAUUACCUCACUCCAGAUUUUAUCAAAACAUCCAC